UUGAGGAAUUGACUAAAUUUCUUGAUUGAGGCUCUUUGUAGACUUAAAUGCUUGUUCCGUGUUAUUUGUUUGUGGAAGGUUUAAAGUAAUGAGAAGUUGUGAGAACUUGGAGUUCCCUGGUCCUAGAGGCAGGUGGAUCAUGGUCCCUCCCCUUAGCCACUUAUUCUGGUAGAGUUGAUUUUCUUGGGAUAUAUCCCCUCUAGAACCUUUAGUGUCCCAAAGAGUUUGCUCAGGUUCAUUUGACAGAUGUGGAAAUUGAGGUACAAUGAAAUUAUAAUAAAUACUACACAAUGAUCAAAGUUGGAUUGAACCCAGUCUAUUGCCACACAAACUAUAUUCCAUUGCUUCUUGCUAAAACAGUUAAUUAUCAGAGAAUACAGGUCAAUGGUAACCUCUUUCCCCAACCAGGAUUUCAGCCUGGAUUGGCUUAAUAACAAUGGCAUCUACCUCACUUCCCCCUUUUCUCACUUCCUAUUAGAGGAAUAUCGCCUCCAUUCAGUUGAUGAAAGGUUUUCAGUUUUUCACACUGACCAAAUAACAUUUCCAGAACCCAGUGUAGGUAGAGGGACAUUUCUGCUGACAUUAGAAAGACUGAGACUUGAGGCUGGUCCAGUCAGAAGGCUGUAGAAUAAAUAGUCAUCCUCUCUCCCAACUCUGGAGCUCUUGCGGGAUGCGGGGGGGGACCACUGAGGAAGCCCACAUGCCGCCACUCUGCUUAGAGGCAAGGGGGCAGACUUAGCGCCCUCCCACACCCUUCCUGCCUCUCAAACGUGUGCCGGCUUCCCCGCUGAACGCCGCCUGUGCCCAAAUUGAACGGUUUGGGCUCAGUGACAUUUUCUCAGUGGAGAGAAGUAACCAAAAGCCUGGCUAGGAAAGAGAAAAUGGGUGGAGAAUCUGGGAAGCUUGUGCCUGAGCCGAUAAGAAGGCAGUGACGUUUUGGGGGGUUUUUCUUCCCUCCUAGUGGAAAGCAAACCUCCCACCAUCCAGUGCCAGCAGUAACUGGUCCUCCGGCCACUCCAGAAGUCUUGUUCCUACUUGUGCCCUUGAUUAGAGACUGCUUUUGGGAGAGCUGGGGGUGGGGGAUGUCCUGUCCUUAGGGGUUCGGGGAUGGUUUGGAGAAUCAGCAGAUCCCCUGCCUGGAGCCUGGGACUCUUCCUCAGGCUCCCUCUUGGACUGGUUAUUUCUGGACUGGAGUGCUUCGUUUCUCUGUGAACCUGCAAGGCCAUGGAGGGGUGUGGCCGUCCCCCCCUCUGACUCGGAGAUCAGGUUUCUACCUGCCCCCAGUUGGAGAGCCUCAGCUUGGCACUGAGCAUCCCUCGGCCGCCCGCUGAGCAAGCGGUAAACAAGAGCCCAGUAUCUUUGGGAGCUUGAGCCCCGCUGCUCAGAGAGAGGACUCCUCUCCGGGAAAUCGGCCGAAUCCGCAUAUGUCAAAGCAAGAGUUUAUGAACCAGAGACCCUCCAGCAUGGUCAGUGAGACGUCCACAAUUGGAACAACAUCUACUCUGGAUAUGAAAUCAGGACCAAGGGUUAUCAAGGCUAGCAAAAUUCACAGCUUUGGAAAAAGGGACCAGGCUAUCAGAAGAAAUCCCAAUGUCCCAGUGGUGGUGAGAGGAUGGCUGCACAAACAGGACAGCUCUGGGAUGCGGUUAUGGAAGAGAAGAUGGUUUGUGCUGGCAGAUUUCUGUUUGUUCUACUACAAAGACAGUCGAGAAGAAACUGUCCUGGGGAGCAUCCCACUGCCCGGCUAUGUGAUCUCACCUGUUGGGCCCGAUGAUCGAAUAAACCGCAAGUAUUCUUUUAAGGCUGUCCACAAUGGCAUGCGGGCCCACAUCUACCACAGCACUGGCAUUGACUUCCCGCCGGAGCAUUCGGGGAUAAGAACGUAUUACUUCAGCGCUGACACUAAUGAAGAUAUGAAUGGCUGGAUCAGAGCCAUGAACCAGGCUGCCCAGCUCCAGUCUCGUGCAACCCUGAAGCGGGAUGCCGAGAGGACAGAGCGGCAAGCUGUCCCACAAGCCAACCAUACAGACCCCUGUCAAGAGUGUGGCCGCCUGGGCCCUGGACAUACCAGGGACUGCUCCCAGCGAGCCCCCAAUGAUGCCUUUGGCUUUGACAGGCCUGAGCAAGACGAUGAGGAACGCUACGGCUUCCAAAGGGACCCUCUGGAGGGGAAGCGGGAGAGGGGGAAGUCCAAGUCCCCCUACCCAGCCACUGAGGCAGACUUUGCGGACUUACCCAGUGGUCCCAGGGCUCAGUCAGCCCAACCUCAGCCAAUGGAGAGGAACGGCCUGGUUCCUGGUUCCUUUGGUGGGGGCUCUGGGCUUGGGGAGCAGAAUGGUACUGGUGGGUAUAAGAGGGUAAUCCAUCCCCGAACCAACCCCGAAAAACAUGCCCAGAGGAGGAGUAACAUGGCGCAGGUGGAGAACUGGGUGAAGGUACAGAAAGGAGACGGCAAAAGCCUUGUCUCAGACCAGAUACGAUUCCUCCAGCAGGGUCCUGGCCAAUCCCUGUCUUUCUCAGAGAACUACCAGACCUUGCCCAAGAACACCCGCCAUUCCUCGGGCAGUUCCCCACCUCCACUCCGCAACUUACCUAGUGAUUACAAAUAUGCCCAGGACCGAGCCAGCCACCUAAAGAUGUCCAAUGAGGAACGCCGGGCGCAUCGGGAUGGCACUGUAUGGCAACUAUAUGAAUGGCAACAGAGACAGCAGUUCAAACAUGGGAACCCUACGGCCCCCAUCUAUGCAGGUUCCCCAGAGUUUACUGACCAAGGCCGGAGCAAGAGCAUGCUGGAAGUGCCUCGAUCGAUCUCUGUGCCACCCUCUCCAUCAGACAUCCCUCCCUUAGGCCCACCCCGGCUCUUUCCAACACGGAGACCCCACACGCCAGCUGAACGGGUCACUGUAAAACCUCUGGAACAGAGGAGAAGUGUGGACAUUUCCCUAGGAGGAUCCCCCAGGAAGGUCCGGGGCCACCACACUCUUAAGAACUCCUCCCAUGUGGACAGACGCUCCAUGCCAUCCAUGGGGUAUAUGACACACACAGUUAGUGCUCCCAGUUUACAUGGAAAGUCGCCUGAAGAGUUAACAUUACUUCUCAUUCGAUUAAGGAGACAUCAGGCUAAGUUGGCUAGUGUACGAAAUUACACAAUCGCCCAAUUACUGCAACAUGAGCCAACAAUUCCCACCUACCAGGCUGAUGACACCUACCUUCAGCUGAAGAAAGACCUGGAGUAUCUAGACCUAAAGAUGACCCGGGACACUCUCAAGGACAGAAGUCUGAAGCCUGUGAAAGUAGCUGAGAGUGAUAUUGAUGUAAAAUUAAGCAUCCUAUGUGAACAAGACAGGGUCCUGCAGGACUUAGAAGAUAAGAUAAGGGCCCUCAAGGAGAACAAGGACCAGCUGGAAUCAGUCCUGGAGGUUUUGCACAGACAGAUGGAGCAAUACAAAGACCAGCCCCAGCAUUCGGAAAAGAUUUCUUACCAACAAAGGCUUUUGCAGGAAGACCUCGUUCACAUACGGGCAGAGAUAUCCAAGCUUUCAACAGAAAUGGAAAAUGCCUGGAAUGAAUACCUGAAGCUGGAGAAUGAUGUCAGUCAGCUGAAACAAACCUUACAGAGGCAGAGUCGGCGAUCCUUCUUUCUGCCUCAGGAGAGAGCUCAGAUACAGAAGGAUCUUUGGAGGAUUGAAGAUGUCACUGCUGGCCUGAGCACAAAUAAAGCAAACUUCAAAAUCUUAGUGGAGUCCUUCAAGAAUCCAGAAAGAAAAACUGUGCCUUUGUUCCUUCACACGCCUGUGCCUUCAGUCCUCAAAUCUCUCAGUACUUCGGAGAGCAAACAAGUCCCUCAGACGAGUCCUCCAAACAGCCCUCCGUGGACCAGCCCUGCAAAGACCCCCCUAGAGGUCCGCCUCUUUCCGCAGCUGCAGACCUAUGUGCCCUACAGAACCCAUCCGCUGCAGCUGAAGAAAGUGACCUCUCCCGUCCAGUCCCCUACAAAGCUGUCGCCAAAGGCUGAAGAUGAGGCCCCACCCCGACCCCCCCUUCCCGAGCAAUACAGCCCUGAGGACCCUCCUCCCGCCGUGCCUCCUCUUCCUCGGGAAGCCACCAUUAUCCGUCACACCUCCGUGAGGGGCCUCAAGCGGCAGUCAGACGAAAGAAAACGAGACCGGGAGCUGGGGCAGUGUGUGAACGGCGACUCCAAGGGUGAGCUCCGUUCAUAUAUGAGUGAGCCAGAGCUGGCAAACCUCAGUGGUGACGUGAACCAGCCCUCCCUUGGAUUUGUGGGUCCUGAUAGCGGCUAUCAGACGUUACCUGGGAGAGGUUUUUCCGGCUCCACAUCCAGGCUCCAGCAGUCAUCCACCAUUCCUUCCUACGUUACACUCAGGAGGGGAUUAAAUGCUGAUGGCUCAAAGAGACCCAAGAGUGCCUUGGAACGCCUAUAUUCUGGAGACCACUUGAGGGGCAAAAUGAGCGCCGAGGAGCAGCUGGAGAGAAUGAAGCGUCACCAGAAGGCCCUCGUCCGGGAGCGGAAGAGAACUCUGAGCCAAGGCGAGAAACAGAGCAUGUCCUCAUCCCACGCCUUCAGCCGUCCCAGCCCUGGAGACCUCGGCUCAUGGAAGCGAGAACAGGAGUUUGAUUUGCAGUUACUUGAGAGAGCCAUGCAAGGAGGGGAGAAAGAUGAGGACGGAUGGCUGAAAGUGCGGGCUACCCCCGUGACUGAGAUGGACCUAGAACCUCAAGAUUAUGACAUAGACAUCAACAGAGAGCUGUCCAAACCAGACAAGGUGUCCAUUCCCGAACGCUAUGUGGACUUGGAACCCGAGGAACCGCUCAGCCUGGAAGAGUUAGAGGCGAGGUUCCGCAAAGCUGAGAAGAUCCGCAACCUCCUCACCCGCUCGAGCAUGCACACCCUUCAGCCUCUGACCACCCAGGACAAACAUCGCUCAGCCGACCUGGAUUCCCAGCUUCAAGAACAAGAGCGCAUCUUCCACAUCUCCCACACUCUGGCUUCUGAAGCCUCCCAGCGUAGCAAGCAGGUGGCAGCUCAACAGUCAGCCUUGCUGUCCAAGAGCCUCCCCUCACCUUCUGUACCACAGCCCCCCUUAAGCAAUGGAUUUCACUACACGUUUGUCUAAGCACCUUCCAAGUAAGCACUAAUGAUCGCGUCCGCUCGGCGUGCCUGGCUUGCUCUGUGGUGCUCUGUCCUGGAUGCCUCCUUGCCCUACAGUGUGGAGCAUGUCCUUCCCUAGACGCUUCUCCUCGGAGUAGUGAUCCAUCCAUCGGGAGCCCGUCUCCCCUCCUGAUUUCUAUCUAACUUUGUUUCAGCCGUAGCCGGGAGAGACCAUUUUAGUUCCAUGUAGUCGCCUCUCCUUCCUAGCUGUGUGUCUGGGUGAGUCCCUUAACCUCCCCAAGCUUUGGUUUAAAACUCAUAUACACUCACACACAACAAAAACAACAGCAAAAAUCUAGGGGGAAAAUAGUGGAUGAUCAUCCCAGCUCCAGCAACCCCCCGGGGUGGUUGUCAUGGAGAUCAAAUGAGUCAGUAGCAGAGGAAAAACACUUUGAAAAUUAUGAGGGAAAACAUUCCUGCCUCCUCCGGGACCAAGAUUCAUCACCGAAUCUCAGAGUUCAAAAGGAAUCCAGUGACUCGUCCAAUAUUAUUGCAAAGGAAUCGCAAUAGACUCCAAGAGGUGCCGUAUAAAUGGGAAAGGCCAUUAGUUUCCAUCUUGGUGAACUGGUUCCUUACCACCUGAAAACCGCAGAAAAUACAUUUUGUCUGGUCUCCCAGUAAUCCGGGUUCAUUUUGAUAAUCAGCUGUCUAAUGGGUCUGAUAGCCAGGGGUCCUCAAACUACGGCCUGUGGGCCAGAUGCGGCAGUGGAGG
This is a messenger RNA of Sarcophilus harrisii (Tasmanian devil), 5882 nucleotides long. It is a transcript of the gene PLEKHA7, whose product is annotated as pleckstrin homology domain containing A7. Gene Ontology annotation, cellular component: pore complex; zonula adherens. Bases 1425 to 5135 code for a protein of 1236 amino acids. Gene Ontology annotation, molecular function: protein binding. Gene Ontology annotation, biological process: epithelial cell-cell adhesion; zonula adherens maintenance; pore complex assembly. The record is from RefSeq and is a predicted model, not a curated record. Lineage: Eukaryota; Metazoa; Chordata; Mammalia; Dasyuromorphia; Dasyuridae. The transcript is spliced from 25 exons.